CUUUUUUUUUUUUUUUAGCCUUUUUUUUACCAGUGCAAACGAUCUGGCAACCCGAAGUGUACCCCAUACAGUUUAAUCUGGCAACCUGUUUUAUGACCAAUAGGGCGCGUGAGCAGGAGGAGUACUUAUAGCGGUGAGAUUUAAACGGUUGCCAUAGCGAUGCGCGGUGCAGCCUGUCGCGCGCUCUGACCGGAGCGAUGCCUCCGAUCCCUGGUCCGAGUUCAUGGCGAUGAUCCGAAGGCAGCGGUGAAGCGCAGGAGGCUGAAGCGCAGGAGGCUGAAGCGCAGGAUGCCUGCUCUGGAGCUCUUGCUGAUUGUAGCCUUGUGUCUGGUACCGGUGGAGGAGUGCAGGAGUCACAGCGCAGCGCGUGAGAAACGCGGAGUCCCUCUGGCAAAGAAGCCCCCAGAUGUGACCAAAUCCAGGAAGGUGAAAACAGAGCAGCUACUCAGGGUGGACGAUCAUGACUUCACCAUGAGACCCGCUUUUGGAGGUCCUGCUAUUCCUGUGGGCGUCGACGUUCAGGUCGAAAGCUUGGACAGCAUUUCAGAAGUAGACAUGGACUUCACCAUGACCCUAUACCUCAGGCACUACUGGAAGGACGAGCGUCUGUCCUUCACCAGCACCACCAACAAAAGCAUGACCUUCGAUGGACGCCUGGUGAAAAAGAUCUGGGUGCCUGAUGUGUUUUUCGUGCACUCGAAGAGAUCCUUCAUCCAUGACACUACCACCGAGAACAUCAUGCUGAGGGUUUUCCCAGAUGGCCACGUUCUCUACAGCCUGAGAGUAACGGUUACAGCCGCCUGCAACAUGGACUUCAGCCGAUUUCCGCUGGACUCGCAGACCUGUUCUCUAGAACUCGAGAGCUAUCUCUGGCGCUCCUUGGACCGUUGGGUUAGCUGUAAUGUCUGCUGUAAUCUCUCCAUCACAGAUGCUUACACAGAUGAGGAUCUGAUGCUGUACUGGAAGAGCGGGGACGAGUCUCUGAGCACGGACGACAGGAUCUCCCUCUCUCAGUUCCUCAUCCAGAAAUUCCACACUACCUCGCGUCUGGCUUUCUACAGCAGCACAGGCUGGUACAACCGGCUGUACAUCAACUUCACGCUGCGGCGUCACAUCUUCUUCUUCCUACUGCAGACAUAUUUCCCAGCCACGCUCAUGGUCAUGCUGUCCUGGGUUUCCUUCUGGAUCGACCGCAGAGCCGUGCCGGCCCGAGUCUCCCUGGGUAUCACUACGGUGCUCACGAUGUCCACGAUCAUCACCGGCGUGAACGCCUCAAUGCCUCGAGUGUCCUACAUUAAAGCUGUGGACAUUUAUCUGUGGGUCAGCUUUGUGUUUGUUUUCCUUUCCGUCCUCGAGUACGCCGCAGUCAACUAUUUGUCCACUGUACAGGAUAGGAGAGAACGCAAGCUCCGCGAGCGUGUCCGAGCGCAGUCGCUGUCCUGCACAUGUGGCUUGUCCCACACCAGGACCAUGAUGCUGGAUGGGACGUGCAGUGAAGCAGACGCCAAUAGCCUGGCCGGCUACACCGACGCCCCCAUGAUGCCCCAGGAGGUGGAGAAACGUGAGCACAUGGUGGUGCACCUGUCGGUCAGCAACACCUCGACGGCUACCAAGAAGAAAGGACUGCGCAACUUCAGCAUAAUCCAGAACACGCACGUCAUCGACAAGUACUCGCGCAUGAUCUUUCCCGGAUCCUACAUCUUUUUCAACCUUAUAUACUGGUCCGUUUAUUGCUGAUGUGUGAGAGCUUUUGGGACACGAACGCUCGAAGACUUUUGACAGAUUUCAUGUAUAAAAUGUACAUUUGAGGAAUUUAAAUGGGAAAAUCUUGUAUUAUAAUUUUUCACCUUUGUAGACUUAA
This is a messenger RNA of Silurus meridionalis, 1861 nucleotides long. RefSeq names its product gamma-aminobutyric acid type A receptor subunit rho2a (gene gabrr2a). Gene Ontology annotation, biological process: chemical synaptic transmission; regulation of membrane potential; nervous system process. Gene Ontology annotation, cellular component: neuron projection; synapse; GABA-A receptor complex. Lineage: Eukaryota; Metazoa; Chordata; Actinopteri; Siluriformes; Siluridae. Gene Ontology annotation, molecular function: neurotransmitter receptor activity; GABA-A receptor activity; extracellular ligand-gated monoatomic ion channel activity. The record is from RefSeq and is a predicted model, not a curated record. The coding region runs from base 289 to 1737 and encodes 482 amino acids. The transcript is spliced from 9 exons.